UGAGUUGCAUAUUGUUUUGACAGCUGAGUGUGUUGAUAUUACGUGUAGCUUUAACUCGGGUGCAGGACCACAGAGAAUUUGCUGAUACGCAAAGAAUCAGCAAAUUCGCCCCCACCCCACAUCCCACAAAAAAAAAACCCACAGCAACAUUCCAAACAUGAACCUAGUCGAGCAGGAGCAUGACGCGAAAAAGGAUCACAUCAACGAAAUCGUCCUGUCCGAGGACGUGCAGCGUGCCAUCGAGCAGGUGCUGCAGAGCUCCGACCCGCUCGACCAGCCCGACUUCAAUCCGACCGACUACAUCAACCAGCUGUUCCCGAACGAGCAGUCGCUGUCCAACAUCGACGAGGUGAUCGCGAAGAUGGAGUGCGACAUCAGCCUGAUCGACGACAACAUCCGCAGCGUGGUGCGGGGCCAGGUGAACACGGGCGAGAAUGGGCGCGUUGCGCUGAAGGAAGCGCAACAGUCGCUCACGCAGCUGUUCUCCCUCAUCACCGACAUCAAGAGCCGGGCGGAGAAGACCGAGGACGCGGUGAAGGAGAUAACGCGCGACAUCAAGCAGCUCGAUUCGGCCAAAAACAACCUCACCUAUGCCAUCACCACCCUCAACCAUCUGCACAUGCUGGUGGGUGGGGUGGAAAAUUUGAAGCGCCUGUCGGAGCGGCGCCAGUACGGCGAGGUGCUGAACCCGCUGCAGGCCAUCAUCGAGGUUAACCAGCACUUUCAGCAGUACUCGGAGAUCGCGCAGAUCCAGACACUGUCCGCCCAGGUGCAGCAAAUCCAGUCCGAGCUGGCCACGCAAAUUACGGACGAUUUUAAGAACUUUUUCUCCCCGACGAGCCACAGCAACGCGAACCGGAUGACGCUGACGCAGCUGAAGGACGCGUGCCAGGUGGCGUCCGUGCUGGACAAGCCGGUGAAAAAGAACAUCCUCAAAUGGUUCAUAAACCUGCAACUGCAGGAGUAUGUGCAGCUGUUUCACGAAAACCAAGACAUUGCCUGGCUGGACAAGAUCGACAAGCGGUACGCCUGGGUGAAGCGCCAUUUGCUGGACUUUGAGGAAAAGUACGGCACCGUCUUCCCGCCCGACUGGGAAGUGUCCGAGCGCAUCACGGUCCAGUUUUGCACGAUAACGCGCGAGGAGCUGGCAAAGAUUGUCGCCCGCCGAAGGACGGAGAUCGACGUGAAGCUGCUACUGUUUGCCAUCCAGAAAACGGCCAACUUUGAGCAGCUGCUCGACAAGCGGUUCAACGGCACGACGCUCGUGGAGGCGACCAGCGAGGAGGUACGGCCGGAGCGCGGUUCCUUCAGCAGUCUGAUCGGCAGCUGCUUCAAGCCCUACCUGGACAUCUACACGGACAGUAUCGAUCGGGAGCUGACCGCGCUGAUCGAGCAGUUUGCGCAGGCGAAUCAACAGAUGGUCGUGCCGAAGGAAAUCAAUCCAGGCAUCCUACCGAACUGCGCCGAUUUGUUCGUAUUCUACAAAAAGUGCAUGGUACAGUGUAUGCAGCUGAGCAACGAAAAGCCAAUGUACGAUCUGGUGCUGCUGUUCAAGAAGUAUCUUCGCGAGUACGCUGCCAAGGUGCUGGAGGCACGCAUUCCCAAACCGCAGCCACCGAACACGACCACCUCCUCGAUCAGCUCCAGCAUGUCGCUGCUGACGAAGGACUUUCAAAACCUGUCCACCGCCGCCGGCCAGGUGAUACACAACUUCCUCAAGGAGGGUGAAACGCCAAGGUUCUCCUCUGAAGAUAUGCGCAAGAUUUGCUACAUUCUCGCGACGGCCGAAUACUGUCUCGAGACCGUGCAGCAGCUGGAGGACAAGCUGAAGGAAAAGAUCGACAAGCAGUACGUCGCGAAGGUAGACCUGUCGGACGAGAAGGACGUCUACCAUCGCAUCAUUUCCAACUGCAUCCAGCUGCUGGUGCACGAUCUCGAUGCGGCCUGCGAACAGUCGCUGCUGCUGAUGACCAAGAUCGCCUGGCACAGCAUCAGCAACGUGGGCGACCAGAGCGGCUUCGUCAACCAGAUCAUAACGAAUCUCAAGCAAACCGUCCCCGUGAUACGGGACAAUCUGGCCAACAGCCGCAAGUAUUACACGCAGUUUUGCCACAAGUUCGUUAACUCCUUCAUUCCCAAGUACAUCAACACACUGUACCGGCUGCGGCCGACCUCGUCCGGCUCGUCGUCCGCAUCGGGCACGGCAGCGUUGGUCGCCAGUGCGUCCAGCUCGAGCCUUUCCGAGGGUGGCGCCAGCGGUGGUGCCGCAUCCGGUGGGAACAUUCUCGGCUGCGAGCAGCUCCUGCUGGACACGCACAGCCUGAAAACGGUGCUGAUGGAUCUGCCCUCCAUCGGGUCGCAGGUGCAACGGAAACCACCCGCCAGCUACACGAAGGUCGUCGUCAAGGGCAUGGCAAAGGCGGAAAUGAUAAUUAAGGUCGUGAUGCAGCCCGUCCAUCCGGCGUCGCUCUACAUCGAGCAGUACCUGAAGCUGAUGCCGGAAAGCAGCGUGGUAGAGUUUCACAAGAUACUGGAGAUGAAGAAUGUGCGCAAGAUCGAGCAGCAACAGCUGGUGGAAGCUUACAAGCGGGCUUGCCCGCAGCUGCAGCAGCAACCGCCGACGUCCUCGGCUACCGCUGGCAGUCAGGCGGCGGGCGCCGAAAGUGGCAACAGCACGCAGCAAAGCAACGAACCGCCCACUUCGGGCGGGAAUUCAACGCAAUCGCAGCAAAUUGCAGCGGCUGCAGCCGCAAUCAGUGGCGCCGGUUCCAGUAUUAUGGCCCUGGGAGACUCGCUAAUGGACAAGGGAAGAAUUAAGAAGAUAGAAAAUUUAAUCAAAAAUCGGUUACCGAACUAGUGCGGCUAGAAAUCCCAUUUCCCUUGGUUUCCCUUACGCAUUCGGUAUCUGCCCAUAAAUACAUAAGCUUAACAAGGGUGAUGUACGUUAAUAAAAUAAUCAAACAUCUAUUUAAAUGGAA
This is a messenger RNA of Anopheles coluzzii, 2978 nucleotides long. It is a transcript of the gene Vps53, whose product is annotated as vacuolar protein sorting-associated protein 53 homolog. Gene Ontology annotation, biological process: retrograde transport, endosome to Golgi. Lineage: Eukaryota; Metazoa; Arthropoda; Insecta; Diptera; Culicidae. Gene Ontology annotation, cellular component: GARP complex. The coding region runs from base 158 to 2857 and encodes 899 amino acids. The record is from RefSeq and is a predicted model, not a curated record. The transcript is spliced from 4 exons.